AUGUCUACGUGGAUUCAGGAUGCAGACGAAUUGUCAAGGGAUAGCGGGAAGCGCCGCUUGUCAGGACGCAUACAUAUCCUCGGGUUAGGCAAUGUUGGGACCUUCGUCGCUCACUCACUUGCAAGUCGAGCAUCGCCGCCCCCUAUUACGCUUUUGCUGCACAAUCCAGAUCUAUACAGAACCUGGCUGGCGAAGAAGAAGUGCUUAGCAGUUAACACCAAUGGCCUGGAUGACAUCAAAACGGGCUUUGACAUUAAUGUUCUAGGUGACAAGACCUGGCAUUCCCUACCAUAUUGGAACAAAGAUGGUACGCCAGAAGAGGGUAUCGAAAGCCAAGAGGCCAACGUUGAAGAAUCACUGGCCCGGUCAGCAGAAGAUGACGAGCAUAUUGAAUGCUUAAUUGUGACUGUCAAGGCGCCGGUAACUGCAAUGGCUUUGGAAUCAGUCAGCCACCGUCUGACUCCUGAUUCCACCGUUCUUUUUCUCCAAAAUGGUAUGGGCGUUAUCGACGAGAUAAACAAGAAGAUUUUCCCUGAACCGCAUCAACGUCCACACUACAUGCAAGGUAUCAUCUCACAUGGUUUGGCGCGACGGCGGGAUCAUUUCCAGGUCUCCCAUACGGGAGUUGGCUCAACAAUCCUGGGCCGAGUUCCCUCUCCUGGUACUAUAUCUCCAGCAAACGAAAAUGAUGUAGAUUGGGUUCCAAGUACUAAAUAUCUCAUGCGCACCUUGACCCUCACGCCGCCGCUUGUUGCUGUUGCAGAAACCCCUUCCGCCCUCAUGUUAUACCAACUUGAGAAGCUGGCGAUGAAUGCAGUGAUCAACCCUUUAACAGCCGUGAUGGACUGCGAGAAUGGCGAGCUUCUAUACAACUACAGCAUGACACGCGUAAUGCGCUUACUUCUCAUGGAAAUCUCAAGUGUGAUAUGCGCCUUACCGGAACUACAGGGCAUCCCUGGGAUUGAAAGCCGUUUCUCUCCAGAACGACUCCGAUGGAUGGUUACGCAGCUUGCCAAUCAAACUGCAAAGAACCACAGUUCGAUGCUGCAAGAUGUUCGGUCUAGGAAAACAACCGAAAUCGAGUAUGUCAACGGCUACAUUGUGCGCAGGGGCGAAGAGAUCGGCAUCAAAUGCGUGGUGAAUUACAUGAUGAAACAUCUGGUCCUUGCCAAACAACAGAGUUCGAAGCAGAGAGAAUCCGGCGCCAUCCCGGUUGAUUUGCUAAAUGGCAUAUAA
Messenger RNA from Aspergillus tanneri, 1236 nucleotides. RefSeq names its product ketopantoate reductase family protein. The record is from RefSeq and is a predicted model, not a curated record. Gene Ontology annotation, cellular component: cytoplasm; mitochondrion. NCBI's taxonomy places the organism in Eukaryota, Fungi, Ascomycota, Eurotiomycetes, Eurotiales, Aspergillaceae. Gene Ontology annotation, biological process: pantothenate biosynthetic process. Gene Ontology annotation, molecular function: 2-dehydropantoate 2-reductase activity; NADP binding. The coding region runs from base 1 to 1236 and encodes 411 amino acids. The transcript has a single exon.